Paramecium sonneborni is the source of this 176-nucleotide messenger RNA. The record is from the annotation of a GenBank genome assembly. NCBI's taxonomy places the organism in Eukaryota, Ciliophora, Oligohymenophorea, Peniculida, Parameciidae.
AUGUAUAAAAAAGUGUUUAAAUCAGAAUAGAGAGAUAAAUUCCUAUUUCUUGCAUUGACUUUGGAGACUAUAGUUUUUAAAUUUAAGAAAAAUAAUUUUUAAUUUAAAACUCUAUAACAAUUGAAUAUUGAAAUUUUAGUAUAAUAUUAUUUUUAUAUUAGAAUAAUAUAUGGUGA